This is a messenger RNA of Sorex fumeus (smoky shrew), 2384 nucleotides long. It is a transcript of the gene BECN1, whose product is annotated as beclin 1. Gene Ontology annotation, cellular component: phosphatidylinositol 3-kinase complex, class III, type I; phosphatidylinositol 3-kinase complex, class III, type II; phagophore assembly site. Gene Ontology annotation, biological process: autophagy; autophagosome assembly; late endosome to vacuole transport. Lineage: Eukaryota; Metazoa; Chordata; Mammalia; Eulipotyphla; Soricidae. The coding region runs from base 259 to 1605 and encodes 448 amino acids. The transcript is spliced from 12 exons. The record is from RefSeq and is a predicted model, not a curated record.
GUCCUCCGUUGGCGGACCGGGAAGUAUCUGGCGACUGGGAGAUGGCAGUUCUGGAGGCCUUGGUCCCAGGCCGACCCGAGGCCGCGGCGCCCCCGCGGUAGACAGGAGCAGGAAGGGGGCUCCGGAUCCCGACGUGAAGCGUUUCGGGGGUUGAACCGGGGCCUCAGUAGGGACCCCAACGGGCCCUGUUGGCUCCGCUCCCUGCCGGGGCUGUAAGCUGCCCUGGCCCGGGCUGCCCCACAAGCCGGCUUGCCGGGGAUGGAGGGCUCCAAGACGUCCAGCAGCACCAUGCAGGUGAGCUUCGUGUGUCAGCGCUGCAGCCAACCCCUGAAACUGGACACAAGCUUCAAGAUCCUGGACCGUGUCACCAUCCAGGAGCUCACAGCUCCAUUAAUUGCCACAGCCCAGGUGAAACCAGGAGAGACCCAGGAAGAAGAGGCCAACUCAGGAGAGGAGCCAUUUAUCGAAACUCGCCAGGAUGGUGUCUCUCGCAGAUUCAUCCCCCCAGCCAGGAUGAUGUCGACAGAAAGUGCCAAUAGCUUCACUCUCAUCGGGGAGGCAUCCGACGGCGGCACCAUGGAGAACCUCAGCCGGAGACUGAAGGUCACUGGGGACCUUUUUGACAUCAUGUCAGGCCAGACAGAUGUGGAUCACCCCCUGUGUGAGGAAUGCACAGACACCCUCUUAGACCAGCUGGACACUCAGCUCAACGUCACCGAAAAUGAGUGUCAGAACUAUAAACGCUGUUUGGAGAUCUUAGAGCAAAUGAAUGAGGAUGACAGUGAAAAGCUCCAGAUGGAGCUGAAGGAGCUGGCAUUAGAGGAGGAGAGGCUGAUCCAAGAGCUGGAAGAUGUGGAAAAGAACCGCAAGAUAGUGGCGGAAAAUCUGGAGAAGGUCCAGGCUGAAGCCGAGCGACUAGAUCAGGAGGAAGCCCAGUAUCAGAGGGAGUACAGUGAAUUUAAACGACAGCAGCUGGAGCUGGAUGAUGAGCUGAAGAGCGUAGAAAACCAGAUGCGUUAUGCCCAGAUGCAGUUGGACAAGCUGAAGAAAACCAACGUCUUCAAUGCAACUUUCCACAUCUGGCACAGUGGACAGUUUGGCACGAUCAAUAACUUCAGAUUGGGUCGCCUGCCCAGUGUUCCUGUGGAAUGGAAUGAGAUAAAUGCUGCUUGGGGCCAGACUGUGUUGCUGCUCCAUGCCCUGGCCAAUAAGAUGGGUCUGAAAUUUCAGAGGUAUCGACUUGUUCCCUAUGGAAACCAUUCAUAUUUGGAGUCUCUGACGGACAAAUCUAAGGAACUUCCAUUAUACUGCUCAGGAGGCUUGCGAUUUUUCUGGGACAACAAGUUUGACCAUGCGAUGGUGGCUUUCUUGGACUGUGUGCAGCAGUUCAAAGAAGAGGUAGAGAAAGGCGAGACACGUUUUUGUCUUCCUUACAGGAUGGAUGUGGAGAAAGGCAAGAUUGAAGACACAGGAGGCAGUGGCGGCUCCUAUUCCAUCAAAACCCAGUUUAACUCUGAGGAACAGUGGACAAAAGCUCUCAAAUUUAUGCUGACAAAUCUUAAGUGGGGUCUUGCUUGGGUAUCCUCACAAUUUUAUAAUAAGUAACUUGCUUUUUUCCCUAGGGGGAAUUUUGCCUUAAAGGCUUUACAUUUAAAAUGUUUGGGGAGGGGAGAGGGAAAGAAUUUUGGGGCUGGAGCGAUAGUACAAUGGGCAGGGUGUUUGCUUUGCACGCAGCUGACCCGGGUUCAAUCCCCAGCAUUCCAUAUGGUUCCCUGAGCACUGCCUGGAGUAAUUCCUGAGUGUAGAACCAGGAAUAAUUCCUGAACAUUGCCAGGUGUGACCCAAAAAGAAAAGUUUUAAAAUGUGGGUACUAUUAAACAACACAUGUUUACAAUAUCAAAAAGAAAAAGAAAUCAACAAAAGCCACUUAAAAUAUCGUGACAGUUUCCAGAACUACAACAUGACAUGUAUAGCUACCAGCAUUUGUUACAGCUUUCACUCUUAAUUCCAUGCCCUUUUUCCCCCACUCCCCUCAAAACUAAUUUAAUUUUUUUUUUUGUUUUUUAAACUGAGUUGAAUUAAGAUUGGUGUGUUUUCACUGGGUUUUCUCUCUCUCAACUUCCUGUAUUUCCAAUAUGAAAUAGAAACUUUUGUUUCCACUGAUACGAUGAAGUAUGUGAGACAGUUGAAUGAAGAAAACACAGAAGUUUUGCCUCGUCACCAUGUGAUGUGAUGAGCAUCUUGAAACUGAGCACUUCCCUUGGUUCUAGUAGUGAAUGUCUACUGUACUCUGUGUUAUAGUCAUGAAGUGGUGUUUCAUGCUGUUUGAGACACUAUGGAGAGAUUUAAUUAUUUGUAAUAAAAGAUAUACUGCAGUCUGAUAA